Messenger RNA from Microthlaspi erraticum, 3201 nucleotides. Lineage: Eukaryota; Viridiplantae; Streptophyta; Magnoliopsida; Brassicales; Brassicaceae. The record is from the annotation of a GenBank genome assembly.
AUGACGAAGAUGAGCUCGUGGAAUUACGUCGCGACGACUCACAAUCCCAGCAGUGUCUCACAUUCAUGCGUCGGAAAUUUCACCAGUCCUGACGAUCGCAAUCUCAUUUUAGCCAAAGGGAAUCGAUUAGAGAUUCAUCGGAUUACUGGAGAUUCCAUCUCGCUUAUGAUGGAUAUUCCAAUCUACGGAAGCAUCCAGACUUUGCAGAAAUCUUAUCCUGGGGACCAUGAUAGUUGCAAUUUGGUCAUUACAACUAAAAAACACCAAAUAAUUGUUCUUCAAUUCGACGCCAAAUCUCAAGAGCUCAUUACAAGAGCAAUGAAGGAUGUUUCUGCUCUUAAAGGCCGACCACCAGACUGCCGUGAGGUUAUUCCAUUUGAUGAUGAGGGACAUCUCAAGGAUCCUUUUUCGAAAUACCUGGAGGAACCGAUUAUUCUCGAUAUCAAGUUUCUGUUUGGAUAUGAAAAUCCCACAAUUGCAGUACUUUACCAGGAAUGCUUAAUGAAUGAUGAUGCUCGUUAUAUCAAGACAUAUGAAAUCAUUCUAGAAGAUCAGCAGUUUGUCGAGGGUCCAUGGUCACUGACAGCUAUCGACAAUGGUGCUCACCUACUAAUUCCUGUACCACAAACUCUUGGUGCUGUCCUUAUAAUUGGUGAAUUCGAGAUAGCGUAUUUUGAUUUUGACGCUAAGGUACUCAAAAGAUUAGAAAUCAGUCAGUCAGCCUUUCUAGGAUAUGGGACAACUGAUGGCUCUACGUAUCAUCUGUGGGACAUUGCCGGACUGUUAAGUCUACUUAUUAUAGAACGUGAAAACGACACGGCCACGCCCACUAACCUCAGACUUGUGCAUUUGGGUGAAACGUCUAUUGCAUCUUCUAUAUCAUACCUUGAUAACAAUGUUUUCUUUGUGGGAUCAAGCCAUGGCGAUUCACAGCUAGUCAUGACGAAUCUACAUCCUGAUGCAGAAGGUUCAUUCUUAAAAGUCUUGAAAAGGUAUACCAACUUGGGACCUAUGGUUGACUUCUGUGCAGUCGACCUAGAGAAACAGGGGCAAUGUCAGGUUGUGACCUGUUCUGGAGAAUUUAAGGAUGGUUUUCUCGGCGUAGUCCAAAAAGGAAUAGGAAUUGAUGAACAGGUUUAUAUGAAACUUCAAGGUAUCAAGGAAAUGUGGUCGUUGAAGACUUCAGUUGAUGAAUCCUUCGACACAUUCCUCGUAGUUAGCUUUGUCAGUGAAACUCGUGUAUAUGCCAUGAAUCCUGAGGGUAAAUUACAAGGAACGGAGAUUAAGGGCCUCUUGUCUCAAGUGCAGACUUUAUCUUGCCAUUCUGCUAUGUACAGUCAACUUGUACAGGUUACUCCAAAUUCUGUUAGACUUGUCAGCUUUACAAGUGGAGAAUUGCGGGACGAGUGGCACGCCCCAGUUGGAUCCACAGUUAAUGUUGCAACCGCAAAUGCGAGCCAGGUUCUCUUGGCGACUGGAGGUGGCCGUUUGGUUUAUCUAGACAUUGGAGAUGGGAAACUGGCGGAAAAGGAACAUGCCGAUUUGGAGGACGAGGUUUCUUGCCUCGAUAUAAAUCUAAUCGUUGAUGACGAUCCUAAAUACAGUCAGCUAGCUGCCGUUGGGACGUGCACAGAGAUCAGUGUGAGGGUUUUCUCGCUGCCGAAACUGACUCUUCUUACGACAGAGCUACUGGGAGGAAAGAUAACUCCCCAGUCUGUUCUUCUCUGCGCAUUCGAAGGGAUAUCUUACCUGCUCUGUGCUCUUGAAGAUGGCCAUCUUUUUAACUUCCAGUUGGAUACACGUACCGGGAAACUGAAAGACGGAGAAAAAGUAUCUCUCGGGACUGGGCCUAUAACUCUGCGUGCAUUCUCAUCUAAAAGCGCCACACAGGUCUUUGCUGCAUCAGAUACACCAACCGUCAUCUCUAGCAGCAACGAGAAACUGUUAUACAGCAAUGUCAAUUUUACAGAAGUUAGUCACAUGUGUCCUUUCAGAUCUGCUGAUUUUCCCAACAGUUUCGCAUUUGCCAGUGAUGAUGAAGUUACGAUAGGCACCAUUGAUGAUAUUCAGAAGGUUCAAGUCCGUACCAUUUCUCUUGAACAGCAACCUCUUUGUAUUUGCCAUCAGAAGCAGACAGGUACACUUGGUAUCUGCAGUGUAGAAAAACACGGAAAAUCUGAAAGCCAUUUUGUCCGUCUCGUAGCUGACAAAACUUUCGAUAUUCUGUCAACUCAUCCCUUGGAAGCCUCUGAACAAGGUUGCUCCAUACUAAGCUGCUCGUUCACCGGUGAUGAAAACUUCUAUUACUGCGUUGGAACCAAGUAUGGUGAUCCGGACGAAGCUUUUCCAACUAAGGGAAGAAUACUAGUAUAUCUAGUUAAAGAUAUGAAACUGAAUCUCAUUUAUGAGAAAAAAACUGAAGGAGCUGUACAUUCCCUCCAUGCAUUUCAUGGCAAGCUUCUUGCAGCAAUUAAAAUCAGUAUUCAACUACAGGAGUGGAUACUGCCGGAUCUUAUAUUAGAGGCUGAAUGUAGAUAUGAUGGAGGUGCGAGAUUACCAUGUGUUCAGACCCGUGGAGACUUUAUCUUUUUUGGUGGUGAAGGGCCAUCGGUCUGCUUGCUGAAGUACAAGCACGAGGAAGGUGUAAUUGUGGGACAGGGUUCGGAAUGGGAACUCAAUCCGAAUUCCACGUCAGCGACUGAGAUACUGGAUGGCGAUAUAUAUCUUGGUGCUGAGAACAGAUUCAAUCUGUUUACACUGAAGAAGGUCGAUGAAGGUAGAGGAUUUUCAAAGCUAGAGGUAGUUGGGGAGUAUCACCUUGGGGAGUUAGUGAGCAGAUUCCGCCAUGGAUCUCUCGUAAUGAGACAGCCGGAUUCAGAGAUCCCAACUGUUAUCUUUGGUACGGUCGGUGGAAUGAUUGGCGUGAUUGCCUCGCUGCCUGAAGAACAGUAUAUUUUGAUGGAGAAAUUUCAAUCAACUUUGAGGAAAGUGAUUAAAGGAGUUGGCGGAUUAAGCCAUGAGCUAUGGAGGUCGUUUGAUAACAAUCACAGAACAGCGCAAGCUAGGAAUUUCUUGGAUGGAGACUUGAUCGAAUCGUUCCUGAAUCUGAGCAGGGACAAGAUGGAUGAGAUAUCUACAUGCAUGGAUGUUCCAGUGGCAGAGCUGCGUAAGAAAGUUGAAGAGCUCACCAGGCUUCACUAA